GCGGGAAGUGAAUGGUUUUACCCAGAGAGCCCUGCGCCGCCUUUCUCCGCUGGCUCCGGCGCUGCUCCCUGCUCCUCCUCCCCGGCCAUGGCGUUCACGUUCGCGGCCUUCUGCUACAUGCUGGCGCUGCUGCUCACCGCCGCACUCAUCUUCUUCGCCAUUUGGCAUAUUAUAGCAUUUGAUGAGCUGAAGACCGAUUACAAGAAUCCUAUAGACCAGUGUAAUACCCUGAAUCCUCUUGUCCUUCCAGAGUACCUCAUCCAUGCUUUCUUCUGUGUCAUGUUUCUUUGUGCAGCAGAGUGGCUUACACUGGGUCUCAAUAUGCCCCUCUUGGCAUAUCAUAUUUGGAGGUAUAUGAGUAGACCAGUGAUGAGUGGACCAGGACUCUAUGACCCUACAACCAUCAUGAAUGCAGAUAUUCUAGCAUAUUGUCAGAAAGAAGGAUGGUGCAAAUUAGCUUUUUAUCUUCUAGCAUUUUUUUACUACCUAUAUGGCAUGAUCUAUGUUUUGGUGAGCUCUUAGAACAACACUCAGAAGAACUGGUCCAGUUAAGUGCAUGCAAAAAGCCACCAAACGAAGGGAUUCUAUCCAGCAAGAUCCUGUUUCCAAGAGUAGCCUAUGGAAUCUGAUCAGUUACUUUAAAAAAUGACUCCUUAUUUUUUAAAUGUUUCCACAUUUUUUGCUUGUGGAAAGACUGUUUUCAUAUGUUAUACUCGGAUAAAGAAUUUAAAUGGAAUUACAUAUAAAUUAAUAUAAAAUGAUACCUCUGGUGUUGACAGGUUUGAACUUGCACUCCUUAAGGAACAGCCGUAAUCCCUUGAAUGACUGCAUUAAUUAUUGACUAUCCUUAGUCCAUUGGAAGCUUUUGUUUAUAGAAGUUGUAGGGCUCAUUUUGGUUUUAUUGAAAUGCCAUUUAAUUAUAAAUUAGCUGUAGAUAUCAGGUGCUUCUGAUGAAUUGAAAAUAUAUAUCUGACCUGUGGAAACUUCAUGGGUUUCCUCAGCUAUCAUGUAGGUGAUUAUAUAUGGAUGCAUUAAAAAAAUGAGUGGGAUUUUUUUCCCUUUGACUUGAAAUAUUACCCCUGUAUAUUGCAUGAAUGAGAGAUUUCCCAUAUUUCCACCAGAGUAAUAUACUUGCUUUAAUUCUUAAGCAUAAGUGAACAUGAUACAAAAAUAUAUGCUGACUUACUUGUGAUGAAUGCAUUUAAAGCUAUUUUAAAUGUGUUUUAAUUUGUGAGACAUUACUUAUUAAGAAAUUGGUUAUUAUACUUUGUGUUCUAAUCUGGUGGUAAAGAUAUUCUUAAGAGUUUGCAAGUACUUUAGAUUUUCAAAACUGAAUGAGAGAGAACAUUGUAUAACCAUCCUGCUGUUCCUUUAGUGCAAUACAAUAAAACUCUGAAAUUAAGACUUAUUUUCAGUGCAUUGUUUUAAAGAUUACAAAUAGCUAUUCUUAAACUUGCUUAUUCCAAAUAAAGACAUAUCACUGUCAAUUUUUUAAAAAGAUAGUAGAGUAUUACAUUUUUUUUUAAAUACCAUGCUUGGAUCUAAAAAGGAAGAUUUUUAAAUGGUUAAGCAUAUUACCUUCUUUUGUCACUUGACAAGAUUCAUAAACACUGAUGGCACAGCAUCAUCAUUUUUCUUACCAAUUAAAAAAAUUAUUGUGAAACUUAAAA
Messenger RNA from Physeter macrocephalus (sperm whale), 1670 nucleotides. It is a transcript of the gene CNIH1, whose product is annotated as cornichon family member 1. Gene Ontology annotation, cellular component: endoplasmic reticulum membrane; COPII-coated ER to Golgi transport vesicle. The record is from RefSeq and is a predicted model, not a curated record. The transcript is spliced from 5 exons. Gene Ontology annotation, biological process: endoplasmic reticulum to Golgi vesicle-mediated transport. NCBI's taxonomy places the organism in Eukaryota, Metazoa, Chordata, Mammalia, Artiodactyla, Physeteridae. The coding region runs from base 88 to 522 and encodes 144 amino acids.